This is a messenger RNA of Cuscuta campestris, 2129 nucleotides long. The record is from the annotation of a GenBank genome assembly. Lineage: Eukaryota; Viridiplantae; Streptophyta; Magnoliopsida; Solanales; Convolvulaceae.
CCUCACGCAAUCACACUUUUCUUUUUCUCUCGUAUAUUCCGAUUCAAAAUUCUGUCCAUUGAUCGGAGAUAGGGAAGCAGAAUCCCCAAUGUCGGGGAAAUUAGGGUCGUUCCGGCAGAGCUUUGCCGACAAGAGGGAGAGGGAGAGGCUUCUGUCCCCCAGAGACUCCCCCGGUUUUCCGCAUUCUCUCGAUACGCCCAAGUGCUGCGGCGGCGGCGGCCUAGGGUUUUGUUCGGCGCUCCGGAACAAGGGCGUGGAGCUAUGGGAGAGCCUCCGGAACGUCGCCGGGAACGCGUGGCAGAUGGGCCGGUCUGACCCGAGGAAGGUGGUCUUCUCCGCCAAGAUGGGCCUGGCGCUGAUGCUCAUAUCUCUGCUCAUCUUCUUCAAGGAGCCCGUCGCGGAGCUCAGUAAAUACUCUGUGUGGGCUAUUCUUACUGUUGUUGUUGUUUUUGAGUUCAGCAUAGGUGCCACUCUAAGCAAAGGUUUUAACCGUGGAUUGGGGACAUUGUCAGCCGGAGGACUUGCCCUUGCAAUGGCUGAGUUAUCUCAGUUGGCUGGAGAUUGGGAAGAAGUUGUUAUAAUCAUAGGCAUAUUCAUCAUAGGUAUGUGCAUAACGUAUGCUAAAAUGUACCCGACGGUAAAGCCAUAUGAAUAUGGGUUUCGAGUCUUUUUAAUAACAUAUUGCUUCAUAAUGGUGUCGGGCUAUCGCACCAGAGAAUUUGUUCACACAGCUGUCACUCGAUUCCUACUAAUUGCACUUGGUGCUGGUGUCUCUUUGGCGGUUAAUAUCUGCAUUUAUCCCAUCUGGGCUGGUGAGGAUCUUCACAACCUCGUGGCAAAGAAUUUCAAGGGCGUUGCAUCUUCAUUAGAAGAUUGCAUCAAUGGGUAUCUAAAUUGUGUUGAAUACGAGAGGAUCCCUUCAAAAAUUCUUACCUACCAAGCAUCUGAUGAUCCCGUCUACAGUGGGUAUAGAGCAGCGGUAGAAUCGACAAGCCAGGAGGAGGCUCUGAUGGGAUUUGCGAUAUGGGAGCCACCCCAUGGUCCUUACAAAAUGUUUAAAUACCCAUGGAGAAACUAUGUCAAGCUCAGUGGGGCAUUAAGGCACUGUGCAUUCAUGGUCAUGGCACUGCAUGGGUGUAUACUUUCGGAAAUACAGGCUCCUGCCGAAAGAAGACAAGUAUUCCGUAGUGAGCUCCAAAGGGUAGGUGUGGCAGGUGCUGCAGUGCUGAGAGGUCUUGUGGAGAAGGUGAAAAAGAUGGAGAAAUUGGGCGGGGUAGACAUACUGGGCGAAGUUCAUGAAGCAGCAGAAGAGUUGCAAAACAAGGUUGAUAAGAAAUCUUACCUUCUUGUCAACGCCGAUAGCUGGGAAAUUGGCGAGAGGCAACAUGCCAAAGUCAAUGUUCCCCAAGAAUUUUUUACCUUGGAUGAUGACACCGUCACCAAUGGACAUUAUGUCAAGUCCCUAAGCGAAGCAGGACUUGAUCUAACUUCCAUCCAAAUGCCAAUGAGUUGGGAUGAUGGGAAAUACUUGAUGAAUUCAUGCCACAAGCCAAUGGUAGGAAUCACAUCUGAGAAGCACGAACCAAAGUGUUCAAACACGGUAGCCCACAAAGAAGAGGAAUCUAGGACGUACGAGAACGCGAGUGCCUUGUCAUUGGCAACGUUCACCUCACUACUCAUUGAAUUUGUCGCAAGACUCCAAAACCUCGUCGAUGCAUUCGACGAGCUAAGUGAGAAAGCCAAGUUCAAGGAACCUGUUGAAUUAAUUUCUAACAAAGAUGAGAAUAUUGGGUUUUUGUCUAGGGUGACACAGUAUUUGAUGUUGUGGAAAAGAGAUGAAGGCUUGCCAGUUGGAGAGAAUAUAGUUUGAUUGGGAAGCCAAGGAAGAUCCCACAGUGCCAAGUUGUAAAAUGAUUGUCUAAUUAUAAACUGUGUAGUAGUUAUUAUAAUAAAAUGCACCACUUUUCCUUGCUAAGGGAGUAAGCAAUGUGAUAGCUCUUUAACUUCCAACAUUUUCCAACUCCUUUUAGUUUUUCCAACUUCUUCCAGUUUUUAUAACUUCUUCUAGUUUUUCUAACUUUUUCUUGUUUCCUCCAAUGUCCAACUCUGAAGAAAUGUAGAGUUAAAUA